UGUAAGAUUCAUUACUUCCCACUCUAAAAUGUAGAAGCAACUAUUAUGCUCAGCUCAAUACAGUUUGCUUGUGUUUUGUUUCUAAAGCAACCAAUAGUACACAUACUGAUUUAUCUAGUCUGUAAGGCAUCGUUGAGGGCUUAUAAUACGCCAAUCUCUUUCUUUUUAGUUCGGUUUGUUGCAGCCGUUUGAGUUCUUAGUUUGCGUUUUUUUCUGGUAAAACAUUUAAUCUUUCUCCAGGACAAGACACAAGUGUGACUGAGUGGGAAGCUUUAUUUGCGUCCUUCAAGCAAUGGCGGGUAACUUAACUAUCCCGUUAACUUUACCGCAGUGGGACGGGGGCUCACGCAAAAUUCGCUUUAUUCAUUUGGUGGAUCAGACAUCGUUCAGGCUGACAGACUGUCCCAACAAGAGUUCAGUGGUUCCUCUCUUUUUAGGAGCUGAUCUCUUCUCACACACCGACAUCCGAACAGAGAACCAUCCCAGACAUCAUGCAAAGUUUGCCAAGAAAGGACUGGCAACAAAAAUACAUUUCUCCUCAGAAUUUAGGUUCCAUGGGUUGAAGGUACCUACUGUCAGUAACAGCCUCUGGUUCUACAGCGUUGAAGGACUUUUUCGAGUAGCCUUUGAAAUGUACAGUAAGCAAGAGCAGCUUGCUGUGCUUGAGAACUUCCAGGAUGUUUGGAAAUCACAGAUAAAUGGGAGCCCUCUGAAAACGAGUUACAGCCUCAGUGUGCAGCUGGACUUUGCAAUAUCCAGCAACUUGCAUGACAUAGAAACAAGCAAUGAAACCCCAUCACAACCUCUGCAUUGCCACGCUGGCAGAGAAUCGGUGGAUGCACAUGGCAGUGACAGAUCAGCAGAUCAUGACUAUUGUUCUUUUUCCAAGCAGAGCUUGCAUAGUGACCACAACCAACUGGUGGUAUCCAAAGUAAGACAGAAAUUGCAUAGCUUGGAUGACAAACUCUCUUCUGUGACUCUCAGCUACUCAGGACUUGAGACUGUAUUGUUACUUUUGGAGAAUGUUGAUCGGUGCAUAAAUGGAAAUCUAGAAGAAAAGGAUGUGACAGAAGCUGUACUAGCCCUGCUAAAGGCCAAAGACUGGGGCUGUAUGUAUUCCAGUAACCUGCUUAGUUGUGUAGGACGUUGGCUUGGCCAGCAGUUUCAUGCAGCCAACAGCAGCAUCAGCCAGAAGGUGGAGGGCUUUAAAGUUCAUCAUAUUGAGAGAAUUAGUGACUUGCCACCUGCUGAGGAACUGGCCACAGAGCUGUUCCCAGAAGCAAUGCAAACACUACUGCUUCACUGGAUGGGUUUAAGUGAAGAGUCCACCCUGGAGAAGAGACACAGCGAGUUCCCAAUCCUGCUCCUUAUCCUUGAGUUCGCCAACCACAAUCUUAUCACUGGUGUGGCUCAUGUACUAUACUCAAGUCUUAUAUGUAAAUAAAUGUGGAUUUCUAUGUAGGCAUCAGCAGUGAAGUUAUCCUUUCUUCCCUCUAUCUUUUGUUACACAGAUUACAUUUUUAAUAACUAUGGCUGGGUGACAGUUGACAAUUUGUCAGCUUCCUGUGGAAUAUUACAGCAAUGUGUGCAUGAAAUAUUUGUACAAAAUGUUAUUCCAGUUGAGUUCUACUGCAUAUUUCAACA
Molecule: messenger RNA, 1644 nt
Organism: Acanthopagrus latus (yellowfin seabream)
Lineage: Eukaryota; Metazoa; Chordata; Actinopteri; Spariformes; Sparidae
Exons: 4
Coding region: 293-1444 (383 amino acids)
Source: RefSeq, a predicted model, not a curated record